Salvia miltiorrhiza (redroot sage) is the source of this 2074-nucleotide messenger RNA. RefSeq names its product probable trehalase. Gene Ontology annotation, biological process: trehalose catabolic process. NCBI's taxonomy places the organism in Eukaryota, Viridiplantae, Streptophyta, Magnoliopsida, Lamiales, Lamiaceae. Gene Ontology annotation, molecular function: alpha,alpha-trehalase activity. The coding region runs from base 166 to 1926 and encodes 586 amino acids. The record is from RefSeq and is a predicted model, not a curated record. The transcript is spliced from 10 exons.
AAUGUUGAAACACAGAUUGGAAUCAAAUAAAAGUUUGGAGUAAAUUUCAUUAAUUAAUAAAUUCAAAGUGCGUGUAUUCCUAGGGCCGGCUUUGUAGGUUUAUUCCCUCAAAAUCGUAGAUAUGCAUCCUACGCAUAUACACGCAAUCAUGUAUCUCUCAUAAACAUGGAACACAAAUCAUUAUCACAGAUCAUCGCCACUCUCUUCGCCUUCUCACUCAUGGGCAAUUCUAGCGUUACCGUCACAGCAGAUGCAUGCGGCCCGAAACCGUCGGGCCCGAUCGUGCCGACGACUCCGUUAAUCAAAUUUCUCGAGCGGCUUCAAGAGACGGCUCUCCAAACGUACGGCCACAAGGACUUUGACCCAAAGCUCUACGUAGACCUGUCACUCAAGCAAAACCUCUCGGCCACGGUCGAAGCCUUCGACAAACUCCCGCGAAACGGGUCCGGUUCGGUUCGGGCCGGGGAGCUGAACCGGUUCGUGGAGGAGUAUCUGGGCGGGGCGGAGGAGGAUUUGGUGGUUGCGGUCCCGGUCGACUUUGUGGCGGAGCCCGAAGGGUUCUUGGUCAAGGUGGAGAGCCCGGAGGUGAGGGCUUGGGCCUUGAAGGUGCAUCAUCUUUGGAAGAAUUUGACGAGGAAAGUUUCGGGCCGGGUUCUUGAGAAGCCCGAUUUUCACACGCUGCUGCCUUUGGGAAACCCGGUUAUCAUCCCCGGUUCCCGGUUCAGAGAGGUUUAUUAUUGGGAUUCUUAUUGGAUCAUCAGGGGGUUGUUAGCUAGUAAAAUGUAUGAGACGGCUAAAGGGAUGGUGUAUAAUCUCAUUUCCCUCGUAGAUGAAUUUGGUUAUGUUCUCAACGGUGCAAGGGCCUAUUACACUAAUAGGAGCCAACCUCCUCUACUUAGCUCAAUGGUUGUUGAUGUAUACAAUAGAACAAGAGAUGAGACUCUACUUACAAAAUCGCUUCCUGCAUUGCUCAAGGAGUACCACUUUUGGAACUCAGGGAUUCAUAAGGUGAUUGUUGAAGAUGCUCAAGGCUCGAAUCACACUUUGAGUCGAUACUAUGCAAGGUGGAAUCAACCCAGACCAGAGUCCUUAACCAUUGAUACAGAAACGGCCUCUAAACUCUCAAGCAAAUGUGGUAAAGAAAAACUAUAUCGCGAAUUGGCAUCUGCUGCUGAAUCUGGAUGGGAUUUCAGCACUAGAUGGAUGAGGGAUGAAUCUGAUCUAACAACAUUGGCUACGACAUCAAUUUUACCAGUGGACUUGAAUGCUUUUAUUCUCAAGAUGGAAGUUGACAUAAGCUUGUUGGCAAAUGCAAUUGGAGAUUCGGUGACAGCAGAACGUUUCAGAGAAGCUUCUGAUUCUAGAAAAAUGGCUAUGAAUUCAAUUCUUUGGAAUGCCGAGAAGCACCAGUGGCUCGACUACUGGCUACCCGAUUCCACCUCCCAUACAUGGAACGCUUCCAACCAGAAUCACAAAUUAUACGCCUCCAACUUCGUCCCCUUGUGGAUCCACCCUUUUAAUUCAGAUGCGAAGUUGGUAGAUGAAGUAACCGAAAGUCUUGAAAAAUCCGGUCUGAUCUGUGCUGCUGGGAUUGCGACCUCUCUCAUCGAAUCAGGACAACAAUGGGAUUUUCCAAACGGUUGGGCUCCUCUGCAACACAUGAUUGCUGAAGGACUUGUAAAGUCCGGAAGCGAAAAGGCUAGGCAAGUUGCUCAAGAUAUCGCGGUGAAGUGGAUAAGGACCAACUAUGUGGGUUUUAAGGAGACAGGAGCAAUGCACGAAAAAUACGACGUACGAAAAUGUGGAGCUUCCGGUGGGGGUGGCGAAUAUAAACCCCAAACGGGAUUUGGCUGGUCGAACGGCGUCGUAUUAGCGCUCUUGGAGGAAUUUGGAUGGCCACAAGGCUUCAAAAUCGACUGCACGUGAACAGAGAAAGCAUCGAGAUUUAUAUUACUGUAUAGGGAGUUGAAUUAAUCCAUUUGCGUAUGCGCAUAUUGUAAUUCCAUAUCAAACAAGAUUAAAACAAAAAUAUAAUUAAUAUUUUAAAUUCUAAAUUAUGCUGAUUAUCCACCCA